GUGGACUUUCUGCUCCUGCUGGACUUUCUGCUUCUAGGAGCAAGUACGAGGAUGCUUCUGAAAGUGCCUCUGGACGAUCUUCUGACAACAAACAAGAGGACAGAUCACUCAAAUCCACUGGCAACAACCUCCAAGAGGACAGAUUCGUCACCUCCACGACUACUACGCAAGUUUUAACUAUUGCUACACCCUUGAAAGAUGCGGAGAAGAUGGCCUAUGCUAUUUUUCGAUGGCGCAUGGUGACAUAUGCGACUGCUUAUGUGCAUCCUGCUUGCGCUAAAUUGGAGACUUGCGUCUUGAGGUCUAUGAAAAUGCUAGAUUGUCCUUGGCUCUUGGAAGCAGCGCAGUUAGAAGGAGUAGGGGAGAUGAAUCACG
Messenger RNA from Amoebophrya sp. A25, 375 nucleotides. The record is from the annotation of a GenBank genome assembly. Lineage: Eukaryota; Dinophyceae; Syndiniales; Amoebophryaceae.